AUGAGACCAAGCGGAGCUCCAGGCUGGGGCGAGCUUCCACUUGCAGCGCAUGCGAGAAGGAAAGUGUCAUGGGCCGCUGGCCUUCUGCUGCUGCUGGUGGUCUGGACCAGUGGCUGCAGGAGCCUGGCACUGGCAGGGGUAGCAGGGCCUCGAGCUGGGAAGUGCUUCAGCUUAGCAGCAGGCGAUUGCGAUACAUUGGAAGAAGUUCGGAGGAAGAACAAGCAGCUUCGUGUACAGUUGGGCAAGUCUCCUUGGCCUAUUCUGAAAUGUUUUUCGGCGAAUGGACGAACCUACAGCCUGCCAUUGCGAGCCGAGAGCAGGGACUUGCGGCGUCUGCCAUCGGAGCCCGUGCUGGCUUUUAUGGCUGGCUUCUUCGAUGGGGAUGGCUGCGUUUCAUGUAAGUCAAACUUGUCGGGCUGUUUUUUACAGGUGCCUCAGUCCUUCGACCAGACCGAGAUUCUGAUGCUGUUUCAUGAGAUUUUCGGGGGAAGUAUCACGCUUCACAGCAGCGGCCUGGGCCUGCGCAAACCUGCUCUUCGGUGGGUGGCGUGUGGCCAAUCUGCCCGAAAUGCAGCUCAGCUCUUGGCCCGGCACAGCAUCACCAAACAUAAGCAGCUGUUGUUGGCGGCCCAGUGGCCUGAGGCGAAAUCCGACAGAAAAGACUGCAAGGCCGAGCUGCGUGCGCUGAAGGAGUACGACUCGGCCGUCGCUGGUACGUGCAGCUGGGAGUACUUCAGUGGCUUCUUUGAUGCAGAGGGCUGCAUCAAGCAGCCGAGUGGAGGAGCUUCUCUGGAGCUGCGGAUUGGGCAAAAGCAUCCACGGGUCCUGGAGUGCCUUCGCGAUUUUCUGGCCCGAAGCUUAGGCAAAGAUGCGACGCUUGCAAAGGCGGGACCGGGAGCGUCUGUACACUUGCUUUGGAUUUGUGGUCUGACCUCCUGCAACCAGAUAAUGCAACACCUCUUGGCUGCUGGACUGCUGUGCAAGGCAGAACAAGCAAAGCUGGUGUUAGGUUUGACGACGGAGACUGCGGCCCAAGUUGAUGCUGAGCUCGGGCGCUUGACUGGGAACCAGAUGUUUGGGAAGAGGCUGGAUGCUGCUGGCCGACAAAGAGCGAAGAAGAUCGCAGGUGCACGAAGGCAUCGUGCCGAAGCUCAAGCCAAGCUUGCCGAGGAGCACGAGCUCCUGAAUGCUGUUCAGGAGAACCAGCAGUUGCUUCAGUACAUAAGCAAAGUGCAAAGUUUGCACGACAAUUCGUGGGAAGGCCCGCGCAUGUGGAAUGUGACC
Symbiodinium sp. CCMP2456 is the source of this 1284-nucleotide messenger RNA. NCBI's taxonomy places the organism in Eukaryota, Dinophyceae, Suessiales, Symbiodiniaceae. The record is from the annotation of a GenBank genome assembly.